UGCUUUAGGUGUUGGUUUUUCAGAAGAAUAUCAUCUAGACAUCCGCAGAUGGCCACCAGUGCGACAUGGAAGUUAAAAGUCUAUGGGCGUUUUGUUUCAAAGUCUGGAAAAAGAGCGUCAAACCCGUGGAAGAAAUUUGAGGCAAAUGGCAAAAAACCAGAAAUAUUCCUCACAGUUGUGGAAUCUGGAUACUUGCUGGUAUUGCAAGGACAUAAAAGCUUGGAUACAAUUCCUUUGCACUGUGGCUCUGAUAUUGUCGAAGUACACCAGAAAUCUGAUACACUGAUGCUUCGAUUUACAGUGAAGGGUGAGGGCCGCAUGAUAAGGAUGCAGUUCGAUGGAAGUAGUGUGGCAGAGGCUAUAAACAGGUGUUCAAGUGCUGUGCAAAAACUGAUGGAGUACACGUCUGUCACCAUUCAGAGCGACACCCUGCCACCCUCUAAUCAGUCCCCCACUGAGGUCUCUGCGCCAGAGAUGCAGGAAAAGGCUGUGCGAGUUGAGCCUGAGGUUGUCCAAGGAUCACUGUCCGUCAAGCAUCUCACCCAGUAUUUGUUGGAACUUUCACAGCACUUCUUGGGAGAGACUGCUGUGACUCUGCCUCAAGUGUAUCGCCAGGAUUCUUUGGCACAAAGUGACUUGGAGCCCAUCCUGCGUGUUUGUCUUCUGGAUCCCACCUUUCAUGCAUUUGUGGAGAAGGUGGAGGGGGAACUGAGGAAAGUACUGGGAGAGUGAAGAAUCUCAACAACAGCUCAAGGCAGAUAGGUCAAGUCAGUGCAAUGUGGUUUUUCUUAUACACUUUGUGUAGGCAGUGCCUGGUGGUGGUGGUUGAGUGUUUCUUUUUGUGCUGCCGAUGUUCCAUGAAAUUUUGUUACACAUUAGUUGUUACACUGUAUGGCCCGAAGAGGAUGCUUUGAAUUGUAUUGAAUUUAGGUGGUUAGAGGAAGAACUUGCAGAACCAAAACAUAAAAAAAGGUGGAUUCAUUUUCAAACUUUUUAUUCAGAAAAAAAAAUAUUGGUCUCACUCAUAUGUCUGAUCGUGGCUAUAUACUCUGGUCCCCCUGUUCCCACCGUAAUGCAGGUCCAUUCCCACCGCAACAUACAUGGAUACAUUGUAUUGAAACAGGAGUCAUGCAGCUACAGCAGUGAAUUUUGCUAUGCCAGCUUCCAAGUGAUCCCACAAUAUUAAAGCUUCACUGAGUAAAACAAA
Scatophagus argus is the source of this 1207-nucleotide messenger RNA. It is a transcript of the gene rec114, whose product is annotated as REC114 meiotic recombination protein. The record is from RefSeq and is a predicted model, not a curated record. The coding region runs from base 49 to 732 and encodes 227 amino acids. The transcript is spliced from 6 exons. Lineage: Eukaryota; Metazoa; Chordata; Actinopteri; Scatophagidae.